AUGGGCAAAAGAUUCGCUGUAACCCCAAUGGAGGCUAUGAUGCUACCAGAUUAUUAUCAACUUCCUGUUGAAUGCGAGUCAGAAGCAUCUGCAUUCGAUGCCUUUGUGAACUGCACAAAUCGCAUGAUCUGUUCUUGCGAAAAUAUGAAAGCACAGCAAACAUUGAUAGCAAAGAAAUCUAUGCGCUCUCCAAGCAAGGAGAGAUCAAUAGAAUCCAAUUUGCUUAUUGGCGGCACCGAGUACAUAAUCAAUCAACCAUUUGAGAUGUCGAAGCUAGGGCGUACCCCAGAAGCGACGCGCAUUGUCCUUGCCCGGGCAAUGUGGCAAAUAUGCGAGGACUACCGGCUUGAGGACGGAGCCGGCCAAAGAAGCGAUAGCUACAAGCUCAUCUACCACGGCACAUCAAAUCGCAAUGGCGUUGGUAUCAUAUUGAACGAGUCGUUUAGAAACAGCGUCACCGAUGUGGAUCGACUAUCGGAUCGUCUGAUGGCUGUAAAAGUAGACACAGGAGAAGUGGAAUUAUCUGGAGCAGUACGUCCUUGGAACGAGGACGUUCAGGUGGCAAUUCGCGAGAAGAAGUCGGACCGCUACAAGGCUGCGUACGACAUGCUUGAUACCAGAGAAGGCGAGCAGGCAGUGUAUCGCUUAGUCAGAGGGCGUCAUCGCUCAACGUUGGAUAUGAAGCGCACCAAGAUCGUUAAGGGAGCUGAUGGAGUUCUGCGCCGCUCUGGUCAGAUCCUGGAGAGGUGGCGAGAAUACUACAAUCACUUGUGUAACGAAGAGUUCUGUCAUCCUCCCAUACCAACUGUUCCCAGCGUCGAGGGUCCUGUUCUACCAAUUACUGCCGUCGAGGUCAGUGCUGCCCUCGCAAAAAUGAAGUCGAACAAGGCAACUGGUCCUGAUGACAUACCUGCUGAUGUCUGGAAGCUGCUAGGAGAUCGAGGACGUUUGGCAAACUUCCGUGACCGUGCCUGUCACGGGAAAGGGAAAGGAGACAUUGCUGACUGCACUUCGUGCAGGCCUAUACGACUGCUGUGCCAUACGAUAAAGGUUUUUGAGCGUGUCCUGGAGGCUCGUCUGAGGAAAAUUGUCAGCAUUUCACUCAACCAGUGCGGUUUUGUGAAGGACUGCAGCACUAUAGACGCUAUCCAUGCUGUCCGAAUCCUCCUGGAGAAACAUCGAGAGAAGAACCGCAGUGUGCAUCUUGCUUUUCUCGAUCUCGAGAAAGCUUUCGACCGUGUCCCACAUGAGCUGUUAUGGAUGUCCAUGAGGUUGCAUAGAGUGCCAGAAGAAUAUGUGCGGUGGAUGAAGCUGCUUUAUGCGAAGCCUACCAGCGUUGUACGAUGUGCUGCUGGAACAAGCAGGCCAUUCCCUGUACAAGUAGGGGUUCAUCAGGGUUCAUCCCUCUCACCCCUGCUGUUCAUACUGUGCUUGGACACGAUAACGAAGGAAAUCCAGAAGCUGCAUCCGCGGACCCUACUCUUUGCCGACGAUGUCAUGCUCGCGUCGGAGUCUCGAGAUGAUCUUCAGAAACUUCAGUACAGUCUUGGAAGGAUCGGCUGCAGCAACAUGGAUUGCGCCUCAACAUAUCAAAAACUGAGCGACAUUGAUCAAGAAUGUCGAGCACGUGUUAAUGCGGCAUGGAUGAAAUGGAAAAUGGCAACAGGGGUACUGUGCGACAAGAAAGUCCCUGUUCGACUGAAGUCGAAGAUCUACAGGACGGUUGUGCGUCCUGUUGCCCUUUAUGGAGUGCGAGUGCUGGCCGCCGAUCAAAGCUGA
This is a messenger RNA of Necator americanus (New World hookworm), 1779 nucleotides long. RefSeq lists its product as uncharacterized. The record is from RefSeq and is a predicted model, not a curated record. Lineage: Eukaryota; Metazoa; Nematoda; Chromadorea; Rhabditida; Ancylostomatidae. The transcript is spliced from 7 exons. Bases 1 to 1779 code for a protein of 592 amino acids.